Fomitopsis serialis is the source of this 2234-nucleotide messenger RNA. RefSeq lists its product as uncharacterized. Gene Ontology annotation, biological process: regulation of transcription by RNA polymerase II. Gene Ontology annotation, molecular function: RNA polymerase II cis-regulatory region sequence-specific DNA binding; DNA-binding transcription factor activity, RNA polymerase II-specific. The record is from RefSeq and is a predicted model, not a curated record. Bases 136 to 2025 code for a protein of 629 amino acids. Lineage: Eukaryota; Fungi; Basidiomycota; Agaricomycetes; Polyporales; Fomitopsidaceae. The transcript is spliced from 4 exons.
AUCAUCCUCCCGCGCAGUGUCGCGCUCGAACUCCGUCGUCAACACGUUUGGUCGUGCUGCGUCACCGUCGCCAUCGCGUGUGCACGUAAAGCCUGAACCUGUCGAAGAAGCGCUCCCGACACGUACCCUUACACCAUGGAUCUUGUGCUAGAGCGCAAAAGUAAGCAGAGUAAAGAAAGGCGUUCUUCCAACACACGCUCUCGCGACGACCGACGCGCUCACGAGUCGGAUAUAUCCACGCCAUCAACCGACAUGACCCCUCAGAGCACACCGCAAACACCUCACCACUUCAGACACUACAGUGACCGCGUUUUGGGUGAUGCUUUCGCGUCCCGGGCUGUCUUGCCUCCAUUCGACGCCAGCGACCCCCGUACACCAAGACCGCGGUCUAAAGCGCGGGGGAGCAGUCGUGCAGCGACUCCGGCAGGACGUACAAUUUACUCUCGUGGUCUGACUCCGCAUCGUCCAUCAUCUCCUGGCUCAAGUCCCACGCGAAUCGUCAACAUGGUGUCUUCGCCAGGCCCGAUGCGAUCGUCGCCAGUCCGUCCUGCGAAAGAAACCAAAUUGCCAUAUGUCCUGCCCCCUGGCCCAUACUCAGAGGACAAACCAGACUGUGCCUACGCUGGUCUCAUUGGGCAGGCGAUUCUUUCUUCACCUGAGCAUCGCUUGACGCUCCAAGACAUCUAUGAGUGGAUCACCACGGUGCACCCGUACUACAAACGCGGGGAGCAGACAUGGAUGAACUCCGUCCGACACUGUCUGAGCACCAUGGCGGUCUUCCGCAAGGUCCCCCGUGUCCGUAACGAGGGCAAGAGUUUGUGGGCCAUCUUCGACGACGAUGUAGCGGCGUUCGCAAGUGGCAGUUUCAAGAAGUCGCUCUGCGCGGACAUGGUUAAGCAAGAGAAAGAGAAACAGGCCAAGCGUGGUCCUAGGAAACGUGGGGCGGCUAUGGAUGACGGCAGGGACAGCAAACGUCACAAGAGCGUGCACGUCGAUGCUGAGGGGAGCCGUCCCGCUGCUCCUCACCCAAUGCUGCCGCCGUACUUCCCUCCCUUCCAUGUCAACCCUAACCAGCAGCCUUACUAUCAGGCCUACGCCCCUCAGGCCAUACCUGCGGAAGUUGUGUUCCCUCCCCUGCCUCCCAACGCGGGUUUCGCUAGGUCUGUGUCGAGGCCUAUGUCUGUGCGGCCUACAUCUUCGGCCGGCUCUAUUGCUCCCCGCCCAGUCUCUGCCGCUGGCUCUGCAGCGACAGAUGCGUCCAUUGUCCGCGGACGCGACAGGUCGCCCAAGCCUAUCUCAUCAUCCUCGUCGGUGCCCGCCCUCACGCCCAACUGCAGUUCCUCCUCGAGCCCGCCGCUUUCCUCGCAUGCGAGCAUGAUGGACGAUGCCCGGUACAGCUCGUCGCCAGCGCUAUCGCCUAUGAGGGUUGCUAUCAUGGAUACUGAUGAUGAAGAGGACGAGCUGGACACGGGCUGGUUGCGCAGAGGACCCCCGAUCCAAGCCCUGGCACCCAGUGCUACUCUCCUCAGGCCAGCCGAGUUCAAUACUCCGCGUCGCUCUAAGUCCAAGCAGCGCGAUGCACGGAACCGGUACAAGGUAUGUCGGUCGUUUGGUGGUUGGAACGUUGUUGCUCAUGCCUGGUUCGUCUCAGGCUCUGUCGGCUCGGCCCGCACCAGAAUCACCCACCCUCGAGCACAGCGUCUUGAGAAGCAAGCAGAGAGAGGUGCUAGCCCGGAACUUGAGCACGCCUCCCCCAGAGAGCACGCAGCUGUUGCCCUUGCCGUCUACGCCCCCGAACAGGCCCUACACACCUCUGCGCAAGCAGCGCGUCACCAGCGGCGGCGUCCGACUCUCCCCCACUCUGACACCGAUAUCCCAUGCCGGCUUGCACAUGAGCCCCUCACCGAGUCUUGCCCACUACAAAUCCAACCUAGACCCGCCCCCGCCCUCAAUGCACUUCCCACAAGCCCCGUUGCUCGCCGUUCCCGGGAGCUCGCAGAUGACGCCACCCCGCCAGACUGGUAGCGCGGACGUGCACACGCCUCUGCGCAAGGCCUCGGGCACGUCCGACAACGGUUAUUACAACUUGUCGCCUUUCGCGCCCGUCACGCCCCAGCGGAUCACCUAUCCGAACUUCGACUCGCCAUGGCGCACACCGUCGAGAAGCACCUACGAUCCGCACGCGCCUCCUCCCUCCUUGACGAGGAGCUUCACAGGCAGAGCUUGAAGGAUAU